Helianthus annuus (common sunflower) is the source of this 903-nucleotide messenger RNA. RefSeq lists its product as uncharacterized. Gene Ontology annotation, biological process: regulation of DNA-templated transcription. Lineage: Eukaryota; Viridiplantae; Streptophyta; Magnoliopsida; Asterales; Asteraceae. The transcript has 4 exons. Gene Ontology annotation, molecular function: zinc ion binding. The coding region runs from base 1 to 903 and encodes 300 amino acids. The record is from RefSeq and is a predicted model, not a curated record.
AUGUGGCAUAUAUGGGAGAAAUUGAAGACAAAGGUUGGUCCUGUUUUGUCAGCAAACACUGAUUUUAAUACAAGAAUGACUCAUGUUGUUUGGAAUGAUACUAUUAUUCCAGAAGAUUUUGAAACUGAGUGGCAUUCAAUAAUGUCUACUUUUGGAUUGGAAAAUCAUGAGUGGUUAAAAGAUAUGUACGAUCUUCGAUUUGAUUGGAUUCCUGCUUAUUACCAAGGAGAGGAUUUGGCUGGACUUAUGCGUACUACGUCAAGAUGUGAAAGCGAGAAUUACUUCUUUGGUCAGAUUUGCAAUCCAAGAUGUACACUUGUUGAAUUUUUUACUCAUUUUGAGACUGCAAUGGAUAUUCAAAGGCAUGAGCAUAGGAGGAAUGAUCAUGAUACAAGGUGCAGCAAACAAGAAGAUGGUUUAAGUAUAAGUUGUUCUUGCAAACGGUUUGAACAAUUUGGUAUAUUGUGCCGCCAUAUAUUUUACGUAUUACGGAAUAGUGCAAUUGAUAAAGUUUAUAGAGAAAUUGUUGUUGCAAAUGAGUAUGUGGUUAAUAGGCUGGUUGGCGAUUUAGAUGAACUGUGUCAUUACAGGGAUCAUAUUAAAAGUUAUAUUGAUAAAGCAGAUGAGGUUAUGGUUGCUGCGCCGCCUCCUAGUCGCAAAGAAAGAUUUGCUGAUAUUGGAGGGAACUUAGAAAAAUCAGAUUCUAUGAUUCGUGUCCCGAUAAAAAUAAGGACCAAAGGAUGCGGUGUUCAAAAAAGGAUCAAGUCUAAUCGUGAGAUUGCAAUUCAGAAAUCAUCAAAGAUCCAGAAAUCGUGCCGUGUAUGUGGUGGAAAAGGACAUAACAGUCGCACAUGUAAAGAUAAGGUUUCUUCUAAUGCUAUAGGUUCUAGCAAUGGAAUGUAA